AUGGGAAUAAAAGGUCAAGAAGGAAAUUGUAUUCUUUUACUUAAGGCUUUUGGAAUUAGUUUAUUUUUUCUUAGUGCGUUAGGAAUUAGAAUGGGGUUAAUAGUAUAUGGAAUGUACCAAGAUCAAAAAUUUAAUGUAAGAUAUACUGAUAUUGAUUAUGAUGUAUAUAAUGAUGCAUCAAGAUAUUUAGUUAAUGGAGAAUCCCCUUAUAGAAGAGCUACAUAUAGAUAUACACCAUUAUUAGCAGAAAUAUUAAUUCCAGAUAUUCUUUUAAAUGAACAAUUUGGAAAAAUAUUAUUUAGUAUAUUUGAUAUUAUUAUAGCUUGUCUUCAAUUUAAUUUAUUAAGACAAACAAAUUCAUUUAUUAUGUCAUUAUUAUAUACUGCUAUUUGGGCAUUUAAUCCAAUGUCAAUUGUUAUUUCUACAAGAGGAAAUGCUGAAGCUGUAGUAUGUUUAUUUGUUAUUUUAACAUUUUAUUUCUUGUAUAAAAGAAAAAUAUGGUUAUGUGCAUUAUUCUUUGGACUAUCUAUUCAUAUGAAGAUUUAUCCAGUGUUAUAUGCAUUGCCAUUAUUUUUUUGUUUACCUAAUUUUUAUCCAAAUAAAUCAUUUUUUACCAAAGAAAGAUUUAUUGCAGUAUUUGGAACAGCCUUUGUUUUAAUAGGAUUAACAGGAUAUUAUUAUUACCGUUAUGGAUUUGAAUUUCUUUGGGAAACUUAUUUAUAUCAUGGAACACGUACAGACCAUAGACAUAAUUUAUCAGUAUAUUGGUAUUAUUUAUCACUAUCAUUUGAUUUCCCCAAAUCAACAAUACGAUCAUUAAUUUCUUUCCUUCCACAAAUUUUUUGUUUAAUUGCAAUUGGAUUUAGGUAUUGUAAAAAAGAUAUUAUUUUUUGUUGUUAUCUUAUGACAUGUAUUUUUGUUGCAUUUAAUAAAGUAUAUACAAUGCAAUAUUUCAUUUGGUGGUUUGUUUUACUUCCAUUUGUAGUACCAAAAAUAAUAGAAGGAGCAUUACAUCAUAUCUUUUUAACAGUGUUUGUAAUUUUACAGUAUAUUAUAUCGUAUGGUAUUUGGCUUUAUUAUGGAUAUGAGCUUGAAUUUAAAGGAAAGAAUUCAAUGUUUAACAUAUUCAUUGCAGGAAUCAUUGUAUUUGUUGCUAACAUUAUAUUGAUUAUAUGGCAUAUUUACGUAUAUUCACUCAGUGAGUCACUAAGAAAACAAAAAAAAGUAAACUAA
Molecule: messenger RNA, 1233 nt
Organism: Entamoeba dispar SAW760
Lineage: Eukaryota; Evosea; Mastigamoebida; Endamoebidae
Product: GPI mannosyltransferase, putative
Exons: 1
Coding region: 1-1233 (410 amino acids)
Biological process (GO): GPI anchor biosynthetic process
Cellular component (GO): glycosylphosphatidylinositol-mannosyltransferase I complex; membrane
Molecular function (GO): alpha-1,4-mannosyltransferase activity; GPI mannosyltransferase activity
Source: RefSeq, a predicted model, not a curated record